Molecule: messenger RNA, 2661 nt
Organism: Plectropomus leopardus (leopard coralgrouper)
Lineage: Eukaryota; Metazoa; Chordata; Actinopteri; Perciformes; Serranidae
Gene: relt
Product: RELT TNF receptor
Biological process (GO): apoptotic process
Molecular function (GO): protein binding
Source: RefSeq, a predicted model, not a curated record
AGAGAGAAGGGAAGCCUCGCUUACCGGCUUUGUGGUUUUCAUCCAUUCCCUCUUUUCAUUACACACCGGCUUACUGAGUCCUCUACAUGUGAUGAUGCUCGUCUCUGAACACUGAUUUCGACUCAUUUUAUCACCAAACCGAUCAUAUGAACAUAGAAGAAUAUAUUGAAGAAGAUGAGGAACCACCUUUGCUGCUCAGCUCUCGUCCUUCUCACGGUGUUUGGCUGUGGUGGGACUGCAGCAGUGCAGUGUCGGUGGGGGAAAGGAUGUGUGUGUCUGCAAUGCCCCGCUGGCCAGGAGCCCUCCAAGGCUUGUGGGCAGAUCCGAAGCCCAACAGAAGAGGUACAUUGUCAACUGUGCCCGACUGGAAGCUUUUCAGAGGCAUUUGACUCUGAGAUUUGCCGCCCACACACUUCCUGCAAGAUCCUCGGCCGUAAGGUUGCAACCCCUGGCACUACGACUUCUGAUGCUGUCUGUGGGGACUGUCCACCUGGGUUUCACUCCACUGCCACAGGGGAAGUUUCCACCCAGAUCCCCUGUGUGAAAUCGUCUUCGCAUGUCCGAACAGUGCGUACAGUUGGUAAAGGUCAAUCCAGUGGUGCAGGCGGGCCAGUCAAUGGCACAGUGGUGCGCAGUGCUGAGGAGAAGACUGCAGAGUACGCCGUGUUUGCUUUGGUGCCCAUCUUCUGCGUGAUGGGCCUGUUAGGUAUUCUCAUCUGCAACAUCCUGAAGAAGAAAGGAUACCGCUGCACCGCUGAUAAAGAGGGAGGGGAUGAAGAAACUGCCACACCACAGAAAGAAGGUAACAACUGUCCCUACAUAUCUGACGACCUGAAUGAAGACACCAUCAGUGUUCUGGUUCGCCUCAUCACUGAGAAGAAAGAAAAUGCUGCUGCACUGGAGGAACUGCUGCUAGAGUACGAGAGCAAACAGAUGGCCAUGAGCAAGAGCUCGUCAAUCAAGUUCCCCAUGCUGUCUCCCCUGUCCCCGUUCCGCUCCCUCCCAAGGCUGUGUCCCCAUCAGUCCCACCUCCACACCAUCUCCGGCCUCUCUGGCCUGGCCCCCAAACACGGCUACCGCUGCACCCGCUGCGCCCAGAGAAAGUGGCCCCCUGUUCUCAUCCCUCCCCUGGACUCCCUCAAAGACCCCCUGAAGCCCCCCCAGAGCCUCAUCCUGCCCUCCCUUGAUUCAUCCAAGGACCAGCAGAGGAGGCCCCUGCUGGGCGGAGUGUUUAUCGAUACCCAUCACACAAAAGCUGUUGUGCCAAAUACUGUACAGGAGAAGCUGGAAGGGAGUGAAGUGAAGGAGCGGAAGGAGGGAGAGCUGACGGUGAUGUCUGUGGGGAGAUUUCAAGUUGCCCAGAUCCCAGAGCAGAAGCCUGUCCCAGUGGAAACCAAGACAUCAUCCCAUGAGCAAAGAAACUCCCUGUUUGGAGGGAAAUCCUUCUGCUCCUCAUCGGGCAUCAGGAGGUGAAGAGACAGAGAGAUAACGCUACGAGAAUGCUACCUCGCUGAAGAUGACCUCAUCAUUGCUGACAUCUUGACAGCUGGCAGAGAGGUCGGCAGGUGUUUCUAGACAACUGACAUCAAGAAACCAAAAGAACCACCUUGUGCUGGAAGAAGUUGUUUUUUCAUGCGAUAAGAGGAAUAUAACUGUAUUUAUUAUUACAUAAAAACAAUAAUUACUUUACAGAUGUAUCAGUUAUCAUAUAAGUUCAGCUGAAAUCACAGCUGCUUUAUCAUCCUUAUCUAAAGAGAAAGUGGAUAGCUUUGUGAUAAGACUGUGGACAUCUAAAUCUAGUGAGCAACUACGUAAGCAAGUAAGCGACGAGCUGAGCAAGCACGAGAGGGAGAAAACCAGGAGACGUUUCAAUCAUAAAAAUGCACUUUGAGCCCCUGUAUUUGUGUUUCCAUGUUUAAAAAAAUAGAUAAUGGGGAAACACACAUAGGCUGACACGUCUCUACCAUACAUGUAGACAGGCACAUCUACACUACUUCGGUGCAGUGAAGAGGACAAAACUCUUUUAAAUAAAUUACUGACAGAAUGGCACAUUUCAAACAAAAGUUUGUCCAUAAAAAACUAAUUUAAGUGUGUCCAUUUUUAAAAAGAGGAAAUAUAAGGCCAAGUUGUCUGUGAUCAAGUGCCAUCUGAAUUAAGAGUAUGAAGGUUUUUUAUUACCAAAAGACUGAUAUGGGGGUCAUAAGACACUUGAUUUAAGACUACUGUAGCACUACAUUAAGUAUUAUGAGGACAAAAUAAAAAUGUUAUAAAAUUCAACAUAGUUUUGUUGUUUAGAUAUCUUUUUUAAAGUAUUUGCAGGUGAUUUGAGGUUUUAGACCUUGAAGAUGUUAAAUGUAGUCUCAAAGGGACAGUUCACCCGAAGAUCAAAAGUAGAUUUUUUUUUCAUCUUAUCUGUAAGGCUAUUUAUCAGUCUAGAUUGUUUUGGUGUGAAAUGCCCAUUAGAGAUGUCUGCCUUCUCUGGAGUGAAAUACUGAUGAGACUUUCAAAUGUAUUUUUUUGGCACUUGAGCACCACAGCCAGAUUUUUAUUAUAUCACAGAAAAUUUAGAAAUCUUACGGCUGAUACCUCCAACACUCAGCAGCUCAGACCAAAACAGUCUAGACUGAUAAAUAGCACUGCAGGUCAGCCAAAAAAUGUAAU